Messenger RNA from Trypanosoma cruzi, 2304 nucleotides. RefSeq lists its product as uncharacterized. The transcript has a single exon. The record is from RefSeq and is a predicted model, not a curated record. Gene Ontology annotation, molecular function: ubiquitin protein ligase binding. Gene Ontology annotation, cellular component: anaphase-promoting complex. The coding region runs from base 1 to 2304 and encodes 767 amino acids. Lineage: Eukaryota; Euglenozoa; Kinetoplastea; Trypanosomatida; Trypanosomatidae. Gene Ontology annotation, biological process: ubiquitin-dependent protein catabolic process.
AUGGCGGAGAGGGAGGCCUUUGCAAAUUUGUUUGGCAUUUUGGAGGUGAUACGCCGGGAUGGCAUCUUGGCUUUUGCCGAUACACGGGUAGCCGAGAAGUGUCGAUGUAAUGAGACACUUGCCAUCUUGGCAACACCGCCAUUUAACACCGCAGUGGGGGAGCUGCUUGUGCGGAAAGUAUUUGAGGCCUUUGCAAGUAGUAGUCUUGCGGAAUACCACCAAAAUAUGUGCGAUGGGGAUGAGCUUUUGGCGUUGCGGUCUCUUCACGAGGCAUACCGUCGAACUUUGCUGCUUCUUAACAACUGGUGCAAGCAACUGCAUGCUAUGGAGUUUGUCGUGAGGUUCACCGUCUCCCUGCGGUGCCAUCUGUUGCAGCCGGAUCUCCUUACGGGUGAGCAUCCACCUGGAAAAGAGGUACUGCUCCAAUUUCUCCGCAACCAUGGAAGAAAAUUGCUUGGUGAUAUUGAGGGAACGGAGGGGCGCGCCACGCUUAUGCGCGGGAUUCUUGGACACCGUGACGAGGUGCUGCAGCGUCUGCAUGGCCUGACUUUAUCAUCGACGCCAGACAUCAAAGCGCUAUGGAAGUCCGUCUUGGUGGAGUGCACGCGAGAACGUAUUGAGAUGCUUGACGAUGACUUGACAGUUGGUCGGAUAAUAUCGUGUAUGCAAUGGAAAGAUGAUGUGGUGGACACGUUUGUUCGCAUGGCGCUGUCCCCAGAUCCCAACAAUUCGGAUGUGCGCACCGAAGUGAAUCGAUGGUGCGAAGAGUUGGAACAACUUCUUCUUGUUACUUACGGUCGGAAGCGGAUUGCGGCUCUUUGGGAUGUGGUAGUCGAGUACCCCGAUUCAACACCGACCCUGCAAGAUCUGCGUCUGUGUCUUCUGCGGUGCUCUGACGACACCCUCCAGAACGAACUAAUACAAACGGCGAAGAAGAUGUUGGCAUCACGGCUUCAUCGAGCUGGGACACGCACGGAGGAUAUUCUUGCCAUUUUGAUAGGCACAAUACAUUCUCUUUGUGUGUUGUUUUCCAGAAACGAUCAGGGUUCGGUGAUAUUCACCAUUGUUGGAGACACACUCGAGCAUCUCAAGAAACGAAGGGACUGUGUCUCUGCCGUUGUUCAGGCAAUCACUCAGCCAAGUGCGGAUUCCGUUUUACAUGUUGAACUGCAGAACUUUUCGCCGAACAGUUUCACUUCUGUUGCUGCUGAUGAUGAUGAAGUGAAUGAAGAUGAUUUGCUGUCUGUAGCCGGUCAGUCUCCCUUGUCUAUGCACGAACGACCCGAUGUCUUACGCGUGUUGCUUUCGGCGAUUAGUGUCACUUCACUUGUGGAGGAGUACAAGCGAUUGCUGGCCUCCCAGCUACUGGGAAAGAAAUUGCACGAUUUUGAUACAACGGCCGAAGAAGAAGUGUUGGAACGCUUAAAAUGUGCGUUUGGUGAAGAUGUUCUUGCACCCUGCGUUGUGAUGAUCCGCGACCUCCAGGCAUCUCGUCGCCACACACUUCACAUGAAAGAGGCGUACAGACGCGCUGCUGCAGAAGGGCUGCCACAAGAGAAGAGGAGAGACUGGCCGUUGAGUAUCGAUGUUCUCUCCACCACGUCGUGGCCAAAGUUGUCUGCGUUCCUUCCCGCGGGUGAGACACAGCCUGUGCCAGAGCGGUACAACCCCCACCCACUGUUUGCUUCCGCAAUGGAAGAUGUCAUGGAGGAAUACAAGCGUAUGAAGGCGAACCAGCGUCUGGAAUGGAUUCCUUCUCAUGGAUAUGUCAGCCUGGAGCUAACGCAAAAAGAAGCCUCUACGAACACGAUGGUUGCGGCGACAUAUGACCUUUCACUCUUCUCAGCAUCGCUUGUACUGUACGUUGGUGACAUAUCAACGGAACUCGGUUCCCCUGCUCCCCUGAAGACUGUGGCCGAGCGCAUGGGAGUCAAACCGCAUGUUCUGCAGCAGCGUUUAUCGCACCUUUUUCCAUCGCUUCUUGUUUCCACAGAUGAGAACAGGAGUUUGUCACUGCAAAGAAACUACGUGUCGACGGCAAACUUCACAUUUGACGAGGCGGAUGAACGUGAAGGGCAGCCUGUGGGUCUAUCACCGGAUCAAGUCAAAAUGUUACUUUCAAUGAUGACGGCGAUGCUAAAGGCGCGGGGACCGUGCGGGGUUAACGACAUCUUUAACAGUAUGAAAAUGUUUGGCCAGUUUCCGGGAAAUAUCGAUGACAUGAAGAAACUGCUUCAUAUGUUUGUGACUCAGGGGCGAUUGGUGCUCAAUGAGGCAAAAUUGUUUACAUUACCAGGCAGCUGA